AGAAAAGGAUGCGUCGUCCUGCCAGGAGCAACUGAACGAGUUUCGGAAGCUGGUUGGGGCCGUGAGGAAGUGGCUGAAGGAGAGCGAAGGCAAAAUGCCGCCCGCCGAGACCUCCCUGGGCACCCUGGAGCUGCACGAGCACAGGCAGCAGAUCCAGGAUCUCCUGGAGGAGUGGAAGGGGAAGGGGGCCGAGGUAGAGGAGAUCGGCCGCAGAGGGACCCUCCUGGAGAACCUGAUCGUGGAGAUUACGGCCCCCGACACCCCGUCCAAGGCAGGUGCUGUGCCGCCCGCACCGGGAGGGUCGUUAGGCAGCGUGAACGGAUACCACACAUGCAAAGAUCUGACCGAGAUCCAGUGCGACGUGUCAGACGAAAAAACGCUGUCGGAGCUGGAUGCCUCCUCCUCGCCCACCAAGACGGAGACAAUGAGAGUCCAGGCUGAGCACAACAAGGCGUUUCUGGCUGAAUUGAAACAGAAUUCAGAGAAGAUCCAGAAGGUAAAGGAAGCGCUUUCUGGCUUGCUGGAGAAAUAUCCAGAUUCUCCAGAAGCAGCGAACUGGAAGAAGAUGCAGGAAGACCUGAAUUGCAGAUGGGAAAGAGCCAGCCAGGCGACGGCCGAGCGGCAGCAGAAGCUGGAGGAGUCGGCGAACCAGCUGGCCAGCUUCCAGGCGGCCGAAGCCCAGCUGCGCCCUUGGCUCAUGGAGAAGGAGCUGAUGAUGAGCGUGCUGGGACCCCUCUCCAUCGACCCGAACAUGCUGAACGCACAGAAGCAGCAGGUCCAGUUUAUGCUGAAAGAAUUUGAAGCUCGCAGACAACAGCAUGACCAGCUCAACCAGGCAGCUCAGAGCAUCUUGACGGGCCCUGGAGAUGUUUCUCCAUCCACUAACCAGGUGCGGGAAGAGCUCCAAGGAGUUAAUCAGAAAUGGUCCGAGCUAACGGAACGCCUCAACUCUCGCUCCAGCCAAAUUGACCAAGCCAUAGUGAAGAGCACCCAGUACCAGGAGCUUCUCCAGGGCCUCUCCGAGAAGGUGAAGGCGGUUGGGCAGCGCCUGAGCAACCAGUCUGCCGUCAGCACGCAGCCCGAUGCCGUGAAACAGCAGCUGGAGGAAACCAGCGAGAUCCGCUCGGACCUGGAGCAGCUGGAAGAGGAGAUCACAGAAGCUCAGAGCCUCUGCGAUGACCUCUCUGUCCUGAUUGGGGAGCAAUAUCUCAAAGAUGAGUUAAGGAAACGUCUGGAGACGGUGGCUCUUCCUCUCAAAGGGCUGGAAGACCUGGCAGCCGACCGGAUGAACCGACUGCAGACUGCGCUUGCGAGUUCCCAGCAGUUCCAGCAUAUGUUUGAUGAACUCAGGACCUGGCUGGAUGACAAACUGUGCCAGCAAGCUCAGAGCCAGCCUAUUUCUGCGAAACUAGAGAGGCUACAGAGCCAAAUUCAAGAACAAGAAGAGUUCCAGAAGAGCCUCAACCAACACAGUGGCUCCUACGAGAUGAUUGUAGCCGAGGGAGAAUCUUUGCUGCUUUCUGUCCAGCCUGGGGAGGAGAAGACCACUCUGCAAAACCAGUUGGUCAGCCUCAAAACACACUGGGAAGACCUCAGCAAACAGGCUGCUGACAGACACUCCAAGCUCAAGGACUGUUUGCAGAAAGCUCAGAAGUACCAACGGCACAUGGAAGACCUCCUCCCUUGGGUGGAGGACUGCAAGGCAAAGAUGUCGGAGCUGGAAGUAACCCUGGAUCCGGUGCAGCUGGAGGCGACUCUUCUGAGAUCAAAGGCUAUGCUGAGUGACGUGGAGAAGCGCCGCUCCUUGCUGGAGAUGCUGAACAGCGCUGCCGACAUCCUGAUUGAUGCUUCUCAAACCGACGAGGAUGAGGUUCGGGAUGAGAAGGCUGGGAUCAAUCAGAAGAUGGAUGCCAUCACAGAAGAGCUGCAAGCCAAGACGGGCUCCAUCGAAGAAAUGUCGCAGAGGCUCAAGGAAUUUCAAGAGAGCUUCAAGAACAUUGAGAAGAAGCUGGAAGGGGCGAAGCACCAGCUGGAGAUCUACGAUGCACUGGGGCCACAAGCCUGCAGCAACAAGAAUUUGGAGAAGCUCAGGGCACAGCAGGAGGUGCUGCAGGCCCUGGAGCCGCAAGUGGAUUACCUGAAAAACUUCACUCAAGGUCUAGUAGAAGAUGCGCCAGAUGGGUCUGACUGUUCCCAGCUCUUAAGCCAAGCUGAGGUGGCUCAGCAGGACUUCAAAGCUGUGCAGCAGAGAGUGAACGACUGCUGUACACUCAUGGAAAACAAGCUUGAAGGGAUUGGCCAAUUCAAUAAUCGGGUGAGGGAGAUGUUCUCUCAACUGGCGGAUCUCGACGAUGAGCUGGACAGCAUGGGCCCCAUCGGGAGAGACUCUGACAGCCUUCAGUCCCAAGCAGAGGACGUUCGCGCAUUCCUGGGCAAACUCCACAGGUUGAAGUCUGACAUCGAAGCUUCUGAAAGUGAAUGUAAGAAGAUGCUGGAGGACGAAGGGAGCCCCGAUUUAUUAGGACUGAAACGUGAAUUGGAGACGCUGAACAAACAGUGCAGCAAACUGACCGAGAGAGGCAGGAACCGUCAGGAGCAGGUAGAAACGACACUGUCUCGUGUCGAGGACUUUUACAGCCGGCUGAAGGAGCUGACCCACAUGACAACGGCAGCGGAGGAGAACGAGGCGUUGCAGUGGGUGGUGGGAACAGAGGUGGAAACCAUCAACCAGCAGUUGGCAGACUUCAAG
Tauraco erythrolophus (red-crested turaco) is the source of this 2749-nucleotide messenger RNA. Lineage: Eukaryota; Metazoa; Chordata; Aves; Musophagiformes; Musophagidae. The record is from RefSeq and is a predicted model, not a curated record.